Molecule: messenger RNA, 863 nt
Organism: Raphanus sativus (radish)
Lineage: Eukaryota; Viridiplantae; Streptophyta; Magnoliopsida; Brassicales; Brassicaceae
Product: protein C2-DOMAIN ABA-RELATED 11
Exons: 4
Coding region: 215-718 (167 amino acids)
Source: RefSeq, a predicted model, not a curated record
GUUUAUAUUUGUCCUUUACCAUUUAUUAUAUACAGUAAGUUCUCAGAGAAACUUCCUUUUCAGUUUGUACUAUUCUUCGCUGCCUCACUCAUUCUUUAGGGUUCCAUUUUCUUUUACUUUCUUUUGGUUUGGUAGACUCGAGUUUCUGUUUCUGUUUCUGUUUACAAAGUUUGAGCCUUUGUUGAUCAAGUUCUGGUUGCGAUCUAGGUCUGAGAUGGCCGAGCCACUAGGACAGCUCCAGGUGACUGUUAUCCGAGGAAAGAAACUAGCGAUCCGAGACUUCAAGUCAAGUGAUCCUUACGUGAUAGUCAAGUUGGGAAAUGAGACAGCCAAGACCAAAGUGAUCAACAAUUGCUUAAACCCUGUGUGGGAUGAGGAACUGAGCUUUACACUCAAAGAUCCUGCAGCAGUUCUCUCAUUGGAAGUGUUUGAUAAAGAUAGGUUCAAGGCAGAUGACAAGAUGGGUCAUGCCACUCUCAGCCUUCAACCACUCAUCUCAGUAGCCAGACUAAGGCAUAUAGUGCACGUGUCCUCUGGCGAGACAACGCUUAGGAAAGUGUUGCCAGAUUCAGACAACUGCUUAUCUCGUGAGAGCACAAUCAGUUGCAUAGACGGAGAGGUGGUGCAGAGCGUGUGGCUGAAGCUGUGCGCUGUUGAGUCGGGUGAGAUUGAGUUGAAGAUCAAGUUGAUUGAUCCUCCUGGAACAAAGAAGCAUUAGGGAUUCAUGAAUCCAAAUGUGUGUGGUAUGUUAGUUUGUAGCAAGCAACCCCUUUGUGUUUAGUUAAAUUGCAACAUGUAUGGUCUUUGUUUCCAAAUGCAUGUGAAACACCUUUUAAGACUUUAAAGCUUUUCCCGUUGUGCCU